Messenger RNA from Monopterus albus (swamp eel), 2008 nucleotides. RefSeq names its product CCC complex scaffolding subunit CCDC93 (gene ccdc93). The record is from RefSeq and is a predicted model, not a curated record. NCBI's taxonomy places the organism in Eukaryota, Metazoa, Chordata, Actinopteri, Synbranchiformes, Synbranchidae. The transcript has 23 exons. The coding region runs from base 17 to 1921 and encodes 634 amino acids. Gene Ontology annotation, biological process: Golgi to plasma membrane transport.
GUGACCUGUCAUCAACAUGGCGGCGAGUACGUCUGUUUUCCACAGGGUGAGAACAGGGUCGAAAAUAGGCGCCCAGUAUGACCAAGAAGGCAACCUCAUUCAGGUGGAAACCAGGGAGGAUGAGGAGCAGAGCGUCAAGCUGGCAGAGAUCCUAGAGCUCCUGGUGGCAGCUGGAUAUUUCAGAGCCAGAAUCAAAGGACUGUCACCUUUUGAUAAGGUGGUGGGUGGUAUGACCUGGUGCAUCACCACAUGCAACUUUGAAAUUGAUGUGGAUCUUCUUUUCCAAGAAAACUCAACCAUUGGCCAAAAAAUAGCCCUGACUGAGAAAAUUGUUUCUGUUCUACCAAAGAUGAAGUGUCCUCAUCGCCUGGAGCCCCAUCAAAUCCAAGGGCUGGAUUUUAUCCACAUUUUUCCAGUGAUACAAUGGCUGGUGAAACGAGCUAUAGAAACCAGGGAAGAGAUGGGUGACUAUGUGAGAGCCUAUUCUAUUUCUCAGUUCCAGAAGAGUCACAGCCUCCCAGAGGAUGAAGAGUUUCUCCAGAGGAAGGAUAAGGCCGUGAGGGCAGUACUGGAUGUAUUGGAAGUGUACAAACCGCAGAGAAAGUACAGGAGGCAGAGGGAUGCAGGAGAGCUGCUGGAUGAGGAGUCCAGGGUUCACUCCACCCUGCUGGAAUAUGGCAGGCGAUAUGGGUUCAGCAAGCAGUCCAAACAAGACAAGGUGGAUGCGAAGAAGGCGUUGCUGCCCAGUGGGUCUCAGGCAGCACCUUCUAGGAUGGCAGAGGUGUCCGAGGAGGACGAUCUGCAGGCAGCGGAGGAGAUGCGAAUGAAAACUCUGAUGACCAGCAUGGCUGUUAUGGCAAACGAAGAGGGGAAGCUCUCUGCAAGUGCAGUGGGUCAGAUAGUGGGGCUACAGUCUGAGGAGAUCAAACUGAUUGCCUCUGAGUAUGCUGAGAAGGUGAGCACCAGUCAAACUAGUCAUGAAGACAUUUUUAAUCCACUGCAGCAACACGGCAGGGCGGUGGCCUCGCUCAACAAACAGAUCCAGCAGAAAACUAAACAUCUGGAGGAGCUACGAGCCAGUUAUGCAGAGGUGAAGACGUGCUGUGACGAGGCCAAGAGAAAACUGAUGGGGGCUACAGAGCAUUCAGAGAAGCUGGAGAAAGAGCUGAAGUCUUUGGAAGAAAUGGAGGAGCAGGCUGACGGAGGCUUGCUAGAGACGCUGAGGGCUCUGGUAACGAUGAAUGAGAACUUGAAGCAGCAGGAACAGGAAUUCCGCACACACUGCAGAGAGGAGAUGGCCCGUCUGCAGCAGAACAUCGAGGAGCUGAAGAUGGCAUCAGGACAGGAUACACAGGAGGAGAGGGAGAGGAACCAGCUGAUAGACAAACAGUACAACACAGACAGAGAGAAGCUACAGAAGAUCCGCCUGCUCAUGGCUCGGAGGAACCGUGAGAUCGCCAUCCUACAGAGGAAGAUCGACGAGGUGCCAAGCCGGGCCGAGUUAACCCAGUAUCAGAAGAGGUUCAUCGAGCUCUACAGCCAAGUUUCUGCAACGCACAAAGAGACCAAGCAGUUCUUCACUCUGUAUAACACAUUAGAUGACAAGAAGGUUUAUUUAGAGAAAGAAGUCAAUCUGCUGAAUUCCAUUCACGACAACUUCCAGCAGGCCAUGUCGUCUUCAGCAGCCAAGGAGCAGUUCCUUAGACAGAUGGAGCAAAUAGUGGAGGGAAUCAAACAGAGCCGCAUAAAGAUGGAGAAAAAGAAGCAGGAGAACAAAAUGAGGCGAGAUCAGCUGAACGACGAAUACCUGGAGCUGCUCGACAAGCAGAGGCUCUAUUUCAAAACUGUGAAGGACUUUAAAGAGGAGUGUCGGAAGAACGAGAUGCUGUUGUCCAAGCUGAGAGCUAAAGGAGCCUCGUAGCCUUGAUACUACUGCUGGUAAACUACGUGUAUUUUGGUUUUGUUUGGUGAUGUAAAUAAAAUAUGUAAUCUCUGAGAUAAAGACAGA